This is a messenger RNA of Histoplasma capsulatum G186AR, 807 nucleotides long. RefSeq lists its product as uncharacterized. Bases 1 to 807 code for a protein of 268 amino acids. Gene Ontology annotation, biological process: ubiquinone biosynthetic process. The transcript has a single exon. Gene Ontology annotation, cellular component: mitochondrial inner membrane. Lineage: Eukaryota; Fungi; Ascomycota; Eurotiomycetes; Onygenales; Ajellomycetaceae. Gene Ontology annotation, molecular function: 3-demethoxyubiquinol 3-hydroxylase activity. The record is from RefSeq and is a predicted model, not a curated record.
AUGGACUCUGUUCCUGCGCUCAGGAUGUCAUUGUCUGUCUGUAGACGAUCUGUUCGCACUCCGUAUGUCGUCCAGGGCUGGCGAAUCCAAAUCCAACACCAACACCCACACCAACAAGCCCGCCGCAACAUUUACCCGACGCCAGCUACGUCUCGGAAUGUGCAUUCAAGCACUAGCAAUCCCACUCAAACCAUAGCAAGCGGCGGCGAUGACAACCCGCCCAAAAAGCGAAUGGUCCUCACCCAAGCACAGCGGGACUACCUUGACAGCGCUCUCAGAGUAAACCAAGCUGGCGAACUUGCCGCAACCCUCAUAUAUGCUGCUCAGACACCCCUAGUCACCCGCUCCAAUCCAAAUCUCCGCCCCCUGAUGAAACACAUGUACGACCAGGAAGCUGGGCAUUUCACAACCUUCAACAACCUCGUCGCCAAGCACCGCGUGCGUCCCACAGCAAUGUAUCCCAUCUGGGAAAUAGCCGCGACAGCCCUCGGAUGGUCGACGGGGAGGAUGGGCCGGGAAGCGGCGAUGGCAUGCACAGAGGCGGUCGAGACGGAAAUCGGCACGCAUUAUAACGACCAGGUGCGGGAGAUUUUGGGCUGGUUUGAGGAUGCGCGGGAGCGCGGGGAGGAGCCAGAUGAGGAGCUGGCAGCGCUGGUGCGGACGCUGAAGCGGAUUCGGGAUGAAGAGCUGGAGCAUUUGGAUCAUGCCGUGGAAAAUGAUGCGAAGGAGGCCAGGCCAUAUGAUCCGCUGGUCAAUGUUAUCCGGUUAGGGUGCAGGGCCGCAAUCCAGAUCAGCCAGCGGGUAUGA